AUGCGUCAACUUAAAAUUGCAGAUGAAAAUCAAAAAAAAAAUACAUCAAAAUCUCAAAAGCAAGAAUUAUUUGAAUUAUUUGAAUUAUUUUCAGAUUCAAAAAUAAAAUCUGGGAAAUCUUUAGAUCCUAAUUUUAUCAAAGCUUAA
Messenger RNA from Diversispora eburnea, 147 nucleotides. The record is from the annotation of a GenBank genome assembly. NCBI's taxonomy places the organism in Eukaryota, Fungi, Glomeromycota, Glomeromycetes, Diversisporales, Diversisporaceae.